AUGGAACUAAAAGGAGAAGUAGAAGAGUUAAAAGUUAUUGCGUUGGGGAAGAAUGCCGCAGCAGACAGUUUCAAUUCGGAAAUAAAUGCAAUGAGAGGCUUAUACGAAACAAAUUUGGAAUGCAUUAAAAAUANAAUACGGACCGUGCCACCAGGGCAAUACGUCCAUAUUGGAAUAGGGAAACAAUUAGAAAAAGUAAUAGAGGAAAUUAUUGAGGAAGGAUUAGAGGAAGUGCGACUUGAUGAAGAACUGGAUAGCAUUGAAUCCCAUACAAGCACCGAAAAUGAAACCCAAAUGGUUGCAACCGUUUUUCGCGUUAUUAAGAAUGGCGGCUUUAAAUCAAACUUGCUGUCGAUUUUUAGCGUAAACGUUAUAAUGGACCACAACAUUGAUGGUAAACAAGGCAAGACCCCGCUGCUCCGUUAUACGAAGCUUAUGAAUGUCUUUAUUCAAGCGGCUCAAAAGCUUGGCGUUACUGAAAACGAUUGCCUGCUGGAAUUGCGUUGCGCAUUUAAAUCGGUCAAAAACCGCCAUCACAAGGCCUCUUGCCUGAAGAGGAAACGCUCAGGACCUGAAACUGAAGCGACAACAGAAGCAGCAUCUGAAGCUACAACAGAAGCAGCAACUGAAGCUACCACAGAAACUACAUCAGACUAAAGUCUAACUAAAAUACUUAACAUUAAGUUUUAUUUCCAUAAACAUAUAUUUAUACAACAAACAAAAAAGAAUGAAC
Messenger RNA from Rhagoletis zephyria (snowberry fruit fly), 733 nucleotides. RefSeq lists its product as uncharacterized. The record is from RefSeq and is a predicted model, not a curated record. NCBI's taxonomy places the organism in Eukaryota, Metazoa, Arthropoda, Insecta, Diptera, Tephritidae.